Messenger RNA from Marasmius oreades (fairy-ring Marasmius), 1996 nucleotides. RefSeq lists its product as uncharacterized. The transcript has 3 exons. NCBI's taxonomy places the organism in Eukaryota, Fungi, Basidiomycota, Agaricomycetes, Agaricales, Marasmiaceae. The coding region runs from base 453 to 1853 and encodes 466 amino acids. The record is from RefSeq and is a predicted model, not a curated record.
UCUCACUACCACCACUGUCAGCUCACUCCUGGCCCUCUUUACUGAGCAUGCUCAUUACUGUUUACGGAGUCUUGGUUCCCAUCGAAUCCCACCUGAAGGCUAUGAAUGGUUAGCCUGUGUGACUUCAGCAUUUUACUCUACCAUGAUUGGUUGCUAGACCAGCCAUCCAUCUGCCAAUUAUCAAGGACGUUGGGCGCAAUCUUAUUGACGAUUGAGGGUCGUAUUCUAUUUCCAGACGUCUAACCGCUGUGAUCUUCUGAUCGCUCAGUGCCAACCCACUUGUAAAGCAUGUCAAUCAUGUACCCGCACUUGAUGAACAUUGACAAGUCCGUUCUACGGCUACUUUAAAAAGCCAUUGAACACACAUUCCACAUUCCACUUUGUUCUUCUCGAUUCGCUGGGCGAUACCUGUUCUCUCCGUUUCUACCUUUCUCUUAGAUUCUUCUCGCGCAAUGAGAUUAUCGAUCUCUUAUUUUCCGCUCUUUCUCGCAUUGUGUCUGGUAACCGAUGCUCGCCGCUUUAUUCAUCGUAGUGAACUCGUUCCCCCUCCUUCAUGCGUUUCUCAAGGUCAAAUUCCAGCGAAAUCAGAUUCCAACAUUCCACCUGUUUCGCCUACCGCCAACUCGAGUGAAGGUACUCCACCAUUGCCUUCGGGGAACUCGACAGUUAUUCAAAACUCUACCAUCCCUCUCGACGCGAAUUCAACCAACGCCACGAAUGGCACUCCACUAUUCCCACGUUUCUCUGGACUCGGCUUCCCGUCAUUCCUCUUGGGAUGGCAAGAUCUCUGUCUGGCUAGUGGAGCAGACAUUGUCGGCAUUGACUCUCCCUGUUUUAUCGGAAACACUCGCAGUUUAGACGCAUUACUUGCGACUGCUGAUCCUUGCGCUCAGCAGGAUGUUGCGGACGCAAUGAUUACCUUCGCCAAAAGCAAAGGGAUUGUAAACCGUGAAGAUCUAAUCGGUUUCGCCGUUGCUUACCGAAAGCAGCCAAGGGAGGCAGUCAGAAUACUUGGUAUCGUCCCAGCCACUCCAUAUUGUUUGAGAGCUCCGAUCAAUCCAGAAUUGAUUGGGGUUAUCAACGCACAGUCGGAAGGCGUCGUUAUUGGAGUCUACGGUGGUCCUAACUAUCCUAUCAUCAAAUUUGGUGCCCCUGGUUCGUGUCCUUUUGGGGCGCAACCCGACAUCUCUUCCUGCACGUGCGUUUCAGGGAAGGUCGUUUCUUCCGGUGGCUCUUCAGAGUCGUCCGACGGAACUAUUAGCACCGGUGGUAGUGGCGAGACCAACUCGACGACAACAGAUUCUAGCGCUGGAACGUCGAAUUCUCCGGAUGCUGGCUCUAGCACCGAUGGGACCUUGAACUCGACGACAACAGAUUGUAACACUUGCAUGGAUACUGGCUCGACGACGGACAGUUCCAAUUCAACAGAGACAGAUCCCUCUACGGCGUCGAACUCUACGGAUACUAGCUCGACGACAGGGUGUUCCAAUUCAACGGGGACAGAUUCCUCUACAGCGUCGAACUCUACGGACAUCGGGUCGACGUGUUCGAAUUCGACAGAGACAAACACUUCUACAGGUGGAUCUACCGGCAACUCGACAGAGACCGACUCAACAGGUGGCACCGAUUCGACCGAGACAGGAACAGACUCAAACGGUUCGAUGGGGACGGACUCUACAGAUGGUGCUGAUUCGACGGGGACCGAUUCGACUGACGAGAAUUCUCCUCCCAAUGUGCCUCCCAGUGGUGAUAACACAGGUAGUGCUGGAACAGCUCAAGCCUCACAGGCCGCUUCCACACCGACUGGCGACGGUAAUUUUAGUGGAGAUGUCAAUGAUCCUAACGGACGCUGACAUUGAAAGUUGGAAGUGGGAAACAGGUCUCGGUUGUACCAUUCAUUGUUAACUCUAGACAAAAUUACCGUAAUGAGAUAUAUAUGUGGAGCUCGCCUACAUUCAUCUGAGAUCUCAGUAUGCAGAAUAAAAAGUAUCCGGAU